Messenger RNA from Melanotaenia boesemani (Boeseman's rainbowfish), 2822 nucleotides. Its product is annotated as sodium- and chloride-dependent GABA transporter 2-like. Gene Ontology annotation, cellular component: membrane. Lineage: Eukaryota; Metazoa; Chordata; Actinopteri; Atheriniformes; Melanotaeniidae. The transcript has 14 exons. The record is from RefSeq and is a predicted model, not a curated record. Gene Ontology annotation, biological process: sodium ion transmembrane transport. The coding region runs from base 70 to 2043 and encodes 657 amino acids.
AACUUGAGCAUUUACAGAUAAACUUCCAGAUACUGCUCCAGCCUUGAGACACACACAAGUAGUGCUACAAUGAAAGGAAACUCUGCCAAAGCAGGGCUCCCCAAUGGCAACAACCGCAUCAAGGAUAUGCUCUCAACCUCGGAAGAGAAGAUGGAGGAGCGGGGUCAGUGGAGCAACAAGCUGGAAUUCAUCCUGUCAGUAGCCGGCUCCAUCAUUGGCCUGGGCAACAUGUGGCGCUUCCCGUACCUCUGCUAUAAAAAUGGAGGAGGUGCAUUCCUCAUCCCAUACCUGAUCUUCCUUUUUACCUGCGGUGUUCCUGUAUUUUUCCUGGAGACAGCAUUGGGUCAGUACACCAGUGAAGGAGGAAUUACAUGCUGGAGAAAAAUCAGCCCCUUGUUUGAAGGUCUUGGCUAUGGCACACAGGUGAUAGUGACUCUGCUGAACUUCUACUACAUCAUUGUUCUGGCCUGGGGGAUUUUCUACCUCUCUUUCUCCUUUUCUUGGGACCUAGCGUGGUCGUCCUGCAACAACACAUGGAACACAGGUAACAAGUUCACCUUAAAUCACCAUAUACCAUACGUACACCAUAUAUUUUCCUUUGAUAGUGCAAUGUUGCAUAAUUUAUUUUUUCUUUCUUUCUUUCUUAACCCUACAGAACACUGUGUGGAAUUCCAGAGGAGAAACACCUCCACCAACCAGACAAUCCAUCUGAACUCCACCUCUCCUGUCAUGGAGUUCUGGGAGAGAAGAGCACUUAGGAUUUCCCCUGGAAUCGACCAAAUGGGUUCUCUGAACUGGGACCUGGCCCUGUGUCUGCUCAUUGCCUGGGUCAUGUGCUAUUUCUGCAUCUGGAAGGGGGUGAAAUCCACAGGAAAGGUGGUCUACUUCACUGCAACGUUUCCCUAUCUGAUGCUGAUUGUGCUGCUGGUCAGAGGACUCACCCUGCCUGGUGCUGGAAUUGGGAUCCAGUUUUAUCUCUACCCUGACCUGGGGAGACUUGCAGACCCACAGGUGUGGAUGGAUGCUGGCACCCAGAUCUUCUUCUCCUAUGCCAUCUGUUUGGGUUCUCUGACUGCUCUGGGCAGCUACAACAAAUAUAACAAUAACUGCUACAGAGAUUGCCUGGCUUUGUGUUUUCUAAACAGCGGCACCAGUUUUGUAGCAGGCUUUGCAAUCUUCUCCAUCCUGGGUUUCAUGUCUUAUGAACAGAACGUUCCCAUCUCUGAGGUUGCAGAGUCUGGCCCUGGCUUGGCCUUCAUAGCCUACCCCCGUGCUGUGUCCAUGAUGCCCUUCUCUCCUUUGUGGGCUGCCCUCUUCUUCAUCAUGAUUGUUUUUCUGGGGCUGGACAGCCAGUUUGUAUGUGUUGAGAGUCUUGUGACAGCGAUAGUAGACAUGUACCCCGCUGUGUUCCGACGCAAGAACCGCAGGGAGCUCUUCCUGUUAGGUGUGGUCCUCUUCUCCUUCCUCAUGGGCCUCAUCAUGCUGAUGGAGGGGGGCAUGUAUGUCUUCCAGCUCUUUGAUUACUAUGCAGCAAGCGGCAUGUGUCUUCUCUUCAUGUCCAUCUUUGAGACUGUCUGCAUUGCGUGGGUUUAUGGUGCGGAUCGCUUUUACGACAACAUCGAAGACAUGAUUGGCUACCGCCCAGGACCUUACAUUAAGUACUGUUGGUUGUUCUUCACCCCAGCCACAUGCAUUGGUACUUUUGCAUUCUCCCUCAUUAAAUACACCCCUCUAAAGUAUAACAAUGAGUAUGUGUACCCAUGGUGGGGCUAUGUUAUUGGCUGGCUACUCGCUCUCUCCUCUAUGGUCUGCAUCCCUCUUUGGAUGCUAUACAAGAUUAGCACCACCCAGGGAACAUUCAAAGAGCGCAUCCAGCUGCUUAUCACACCUUCUGAUGACUUACCCAAAACUAAGAGGGAGCAGGAGAUGCUACUGGCCAUUUUUGCUCCUGAGGGAGAUGCCACCAAAGCUACAAAUGGCUACUUCCCUGUCUCAGAGAGAGACUCCAACAUAUCAAGCCCCAGUGACGAUGUAAAUGUAUAGGAACCCUACAUGACUACAUCUUCGACUUACUACACCUCUGCCUCCAUUUCAAAUCUCAAAGAUAACUGCAAGUGUCAUAAAGAAAGAACAAAACAAACAACAAAAGUGUUACAGAAUCUACUUUAGAAUGAUAUUGUGGUGAACUUAAGGCAAGGCAAGUCUAUUUGUAUAGCAUAUGUACAAAACAAGUCAAAGUGCUUUACAUAAAACACCAAAAGCAUUACAGCAGAUGAGAAGUGAGAAAAAUAUUUGUACGUUGUAAGAAAAAUAUGAUGAAAUAAAGAUCUAAAAAGUAAUGAAAUACAAAAAAGAAUGCUUGCAGGUAAAUUACCCAAACAAAAUUCAAAUAUAUUUAUUAAUCGACAUGCAUGUGUAUAUAGGACAAUAUUUGGGUCUAACUCAAAGAUGUUAGAAGUAACAGAAAAAUAAGUUAAAACUUUAUUUUUCUGAAGAGUUGGACACCAGUAGAUACUGCAACUUCAUGACGUUUCUUCAUAUGAAGUCAUAUUUGUAAGAUAUUGUAUUAUGAUAAAUGAUUGGGGAAGUUUUCCUUUUUAUAUUAAUGGAAAAUUAAAUAGAUUGUUUUGCUUUAUAGUAGACUUAUGAAUAAAUUGAAGUAUGGAAUAGCAUUAACCAUUAUACUACAGUGGUACUAUAUAGCUAUAAGAUUAACAUGAUCCAUAAACUGUAGUUUAAUUUUUACAAUGUAACAUAAUAUGACUGUACAAAGAAUGUGAAUCUUGUAAGUAUGUUUUAAAUAAAGAUUAUUUGUUGUCUUA